AUGCAUGUGCGCAACGCCCUCGUCGCGCUCGUCGCGCUCGCCCUCGGCCCGGCGGACGCGCUCUGGCCCAUCCCCAAGGCGGCCAAGACGGGCGACAAGUUCCUCUUCAUCGACCAGACGGUCAAGGUGACGUACAAUGGCCAUCGGAUCAGCUACACUGCGGGCUACGAGCCGCCCGCGGGCCCCAGGUUCAACAGCAAGGACAUAGUCCAGGGCGGCGUGUCACGCGCCUUGGGCGCCAUCUUCCAGCAGGGCUUCGUCCCCUGGAUGCUCCGCGGCCGCGACGACAAGUACGAGCCGGACCUGCACAGCGCGCCGUCGAGACGCAUCAAGACGCUCGAGAUCACACAGACGGGCAACGACAGCACGCACACGUUCAAGCCGCUCGCGGGCCAGCUCGACGAGUCGUACACGCUCAACGUGACUGCCGACGGGAAGGCCUCGAUCCGCGCCGGCUCGUCCAUCGGCGUGCUGCGCGCUCUCGAGACCUUUUCGCAGCUCUUCUGGAAGCACAGCUCCGGCACCGCCUGGUACACGGCCCUCGCGCCCGUAUCCGUCUCUGACGCGCCCAAGUUCCCGCACCGCGGCAUCCUGCUCGACGUCAGCCGCCACUGGUUCCCCGUCGAAGACAUUAAGCGUACUAUCGACGGCCUGGCCAUGAACAAGAUGAACGUUCUGCAUCUGCACAUCACCGACACCCAGUCGUGGCCGCUCGAGGUCCCCUCCAUGCCGCGCCUCACUGAGUUCGGCGCCUACGCCCCGGGUCUCACCUAUUCGCCCAAGGACAUUGCUGGCUUGUACGAGUACGCCAUCCACCGCGGCGUGCAAAUCAUCAUGGAGAUCGACAUGCCCGGCCACAUCGGCAUCGAAAAGGCCUACCCCGGCAAGUCGGUCGCCUUCAACGCCAAGCCCUACGAGUGGUACUGCUCGCAGCCGCCCUGCGGCUCCUUCAAGCUCAACAGCUCCGACACAUACGAGUUCCUCGACAAGCUCUUCAAGGACCUGCUGCCGCGCGUCGCCCCCUACUCGGCCUACUUCCACACCGGCGGUGACGAAUACAAGGCCAACAACUCGCUGCUCGACCCGGGCCUGCGCACCAACGACUUGGCCAUACUGCAGCCGAUGCUCCAAAAGUUCCUCGACUACGCCCACGGCAAGGUCCGCGCGCAGGGCCUCGCGCCGUUUGUCUGGGAGGAAAUGGUCCUGCAGUGGAACGCGACGGUCGGCAAGGACGUGGUUAUUCAGUCGUGGUUGGGUGCCGGCGCCAUCAAGAAGCUCGCCGAUGCAGGCCACCAGGUCAUCGACAGCAGCAACGAGUUCCUUUACCUUGAUUGCGGUCGCGGCGAGUGGAUCGACUACGAGACGGGGCCGGCCUUCCAAAAGGCCUACCCCUUCAACGACUGGUGCAAUCCGACCAAGAACUGGCGCCUCAUCUACACUCACGACCCCCUCAUCGGCCUGUCCAAGGAGUCGGCCAAGCGCGUCAUCGGCGGCGAGACGCCAGUCUGGACCGAGACCAUCGACCCGGCCAGCGUCGACACCAUCAUCUGGCCCCGCGGCGCCGCCGCCGGCGAGGCCUGGUGGUCCGGCUACCUCGACCCGGACACGGGCCGCAACAGGUCCAUGUACGACGUCCGCGUCCGUCUGUCGGAGCAGCGCGAGCGCAUGCUGGCCCGUGGCGUCAAGGCCACGGCCAUUACCCAGCUUUGGUGCGAUCAGGCCGCCAAGGACGACUGCGCGGGGACGCAGUAG
Molecule: messenger RNA, 1752 nt
Organism: Purpureocillium lilacinum
Lineage: Eukaryota; Fungi; Ascomycota; Sordariomycetes; Hypocreales; Ophiocordycipitaceae
Product: N-acetyl-glucosamine-6-phosphate deacetylase
Biological process (GO): carbohydrate metabolic process; glycosaminoglycan metabolic process
Cellular component (GO): membrane
Molecular function (GO): beta-N-acetylglucosaminidase activity
Source: RefSeq, a predicted model, not a curated record